This is a messenger RNA of Diachasmimorpha longicaudata, 2987 nucleotides long. RefSeq names its product beta-1,3-galactosyltransferase 1-like. The transcript is spliced from 5 exons. The record is from RefSeq and is a predicted model, not a curated record. The coding region runs from base 758 to 1951 and encodes 397 amino acids. Lineage: Eukaryota; Metazoa; Arthropoda; Insecta; Hymenoptera; Braconidae. Gene Ontology annotation, cellular component: Golgi membrane. Gene Ontology annotation, molecular function: hexosyltransferase activity.
CAUACAUAAUUCAACGGAGAAAAAUACCAUAACAGACGUCAAAGUCUAGUCAAACAGUAGAUGAUUAAUUGUUACAACUAACGACCGUCAAUGCUGAACACUAAAAUUUGAAAUUAACAUCCGACAAACGACUUACAAUCCCCCGAAACGAUCAGGAAUUAAAUGCAGUGUAAGGAAACCGGCCAUUAAACUCGUCGUUCACUAGAAACAAUCAAUUAUUAUUUGAUUAACUCCUCAAUAAUAAAAAAUAUAUCACAUUCAGCUACUCACGAAUUACAACUGUUGUACCAUUGCUAGCAGUUCGUAUAGUUGAAUUUCCAGCUGCGAAUCGUGUACACAAAUCUUUUACGGAGUUCCUAUACGCACACCGACUUUCGCACGCAACAGAAUUCACCAAUAGGAAGCAGCCUUUCCCUAGUACUGCUCUAUCAGUUGAAACAUCUGAAAGACGAGGGAAUAACCCUUCAUUCGUGAUCCUUAGUUGCGUCUCGAGGCCAUGACAUGGUCAUCUGUCAUUUGUUAUGGAUUCGUCAAGGAAAAUUUUCAUAUAAAUUGCUUUAAGAAAAAUGUCGUAGAUGAUUUAAUAAAGUUUACAAGUGCUGAACAGGUGUCUGAUAUUAUGAAAUGCUGAUGAGUUGCCGUCCAAAUGUGCAUGGUGCUACUUCAACAGCACAAGGUGGGCACAACAAUCCAAAACCUCACCACAUAAUUGGCAUCUUAUACUUAUACUGAUUAUUUGUAUCAAUUAAUUCGUCAUAUGGACAGGAUACAUUUACUGCCAAUGGAAUUACCAUCCGCCGCAGUGAUAAAUCCAGCCCACAAUGUGCGAGGGAAAAUGUCCUUCAUCCGUCGUUUGGGCCUUGGGUGCAUCAUCUUAGCUUUCUUGGGUCUUCUAUACGUUCCAGCAUAUCAUUCAGCGCAAGGACCACUAGGAAUAGGUGAGACAACAUCCUCAGGACCUUCGAAGCUUUCACGCUAUCUAAAACCCGUAGAGGAAUUACAUGGAUGGUCGUUUAAUGCAUCAAGAAAUUUGAACUGGUAUAUCCAUCCACACAUCAACACGACAAUACUCAGUCCAAAUGACAGCUGCACUGUGUCGCCAUCGCCAUACCUUUUAAUUGUCGUGUGCUCAGCAGUUGGCAAUCAGCAACAAAGAAUGGCCAUUAGAGACACUUGGGCCAGUGAGACAGAUCUGAAUUCUUACAAUUCGACAGCUAUUAAAGUUGUGUUCCUCCUCGGACAAAGUGACAAUGAAACACUCAACAAUUCAAUUUUAGAAGAGAGUCAUGAGUAUGGAGACAUAGUUCAAGAAAAAUUCAUCGACACUUACAACAAUUUGACGAUAAAAUCAGUAAUGCUGUUGAAGUGGGUAACCACAAAUUGUCCACAGGCCACUUACCUCAUGAAAACUGAUGAUGACAUGUAUAUAAAUAUUGACAACCUCGUCAAAGCCCUGAAGUCAAGACCGCAGAGUAGUGGUACUCUCAUUGGAGCAUUGAUUUGCCAUGCACGUCCCAUAUUGGAUCCAAAAAAUAAAUGGUACACUCCAAAAUACAUGUUCUCGGAGAAAAUGUAUCCCAACUAUUUAUCAGGCACUGGUUACGUAAUGAGUGUGGAUGUUGCCUCAAAAUUGUAUCAAUCAGCACUCUCCACUCCACUCCUUCACCUUGAGGAUGUUUACAUAACAGGACUAUGUGCAGGACGUGCAGAAUUGAAGCCUGUCGAUCAUCCUGGUUUCAGUUAUGUACAACGUAAAUUGGAUACUUGUACAUUGAGGAGUGUUAUUACCGCACACAAAGUUGAUACUUCCACAAUGCAUGCCAUAUGGAAUAAACUAAAAAAUAGCAAUACAACGUGUCGAGAGAAGAACGCCACUGUGCAGCACAGACAUGGCCGAAAUGUUGGAUACUUUCCAGUGAAAAAAAGGGCUUCUAGUAAGCAUUGUGGGUGAAUGUAAUGAACAAAUCUACAAAGUCUUCUGAAUUCCAGUACGUCCGCUCAGUUCUCGAUGAACAAAAAAAAUGGUCGUGUAUAUAGUAACUACGUUGCAAGCCAAUAUUUGUUUUUGUAUUUUUUUUCCAUUGUCAAAGAACAGGUCAGAGUGAUCAAAAACGAGAAGAUAACAUAUUUUCUAUUCAAGAGAAUGGUAUUUUUCAUCUUACGAUAGGAUAAAUAACGAAUGGUCAAUUAGUUAUUAGAUUUUACGUAUAACAUAAUUAGUGACCAGUGACUGUGCUGAAAAGGCAGUGGAGAUGGUCAGUGAAGAUUCCAUUAUUUCUGCCAGUAUUUUUUGCCUUGUCAGAGCAAAAGAGUUUAGUGAUAGAUAGGCAUGAAAAUAACUGCAGUGAAGUAGCUAGGAAUAAAUUGAUUGGGAUGCCAGAGGCCUCCCCCUAAUUCGACUUAGGAAUAUUUUUACCCGACAAGUAAUUGAUAUAGAGGACAUUAUUUUUUCUAGCUUAUCAGUCAGUCAUCAACUGGACGAUUGGUGAUUACAUUGUAUAAUAUAGAUUGAUCUAAAAUGGACGUGUCAUUGGUGCUGUUUAAAAUUCGGAAAAACAUAAAAUGUAGCAGUCUCAGUCUGAACAAAUAGCUUGCGCUUCCAUCCAAAGACAUGACGAGCUUCUACAUCACUUUUUCAACUCAAAAUGUUGAACGUUUGAGUAGUAAAAAUAGUGAACGGCUCUAAGUAAGUUUAGCUCUUAGCUGAAUUUUACGAAAAUAUCUCUCAAUUGAAGUCUAUUCUUUUCUGUGGCAUUACUUUCUUUCUAUCCAUCACAUUUGAAGAUAAUCCUUGAAAAUUCAGCUACGAGAUAGACCGACUUGUUGUCAGCACUUUGCUACUGCUUUAUUUUAAAACCGAUUAGACAAGUUUGAGAAAAUACGAGAAAUGUAUUUGACAGCUGUGCGCCGAGAUUUGUGAUGCAUUUAUUGGAUUGUGUAUAUCUUUUGUAUAAUUAAAGAGCAAUUAAAUUUUUUGUACAUAAAAA